UACAAAGUAACGAAUAGCGACCAGUCGCGGCUGAGAUGGCGCCGAGUGUGUUACGGACUAGCGUUUACAUAUUAUUAUUAUUUAUAAUAAACACGCUCGCAUCGCCGCCAUCGUCCAUUGAGGUCGUGAAUCGUGAAUGUAACUCGUUGGAGUGCGAAUAUGUUUUACAUGUUAGCGGUGUAAGUCAUUGGUCGUUGACCGAAGAGCCCGGUGUGAGCGGCGACGUGUGUACAAAGCAAACAUAUAUAUACCCUGUUGGUGUCCAAGUUGUUCGAGCACCAAAUACCAGGCUGUUCCUCUGUGGUGAGAACGACCACGGCUGGUUCUAUGAUGGAGUUAUUUUGGAUGGUGACGUCACCGCGCGGACGUCGGAAAACGAAAUCGAAGACAUACCGCGUGAUGAGGUAGAGGAAUUGGACGGGAGCUACCUCCAGCACUAUUACAGGGACCUCGCUGUCAAUAAACACAGAGAUGAGGUUGAGGAACUUGUGGACACGGUUGGAGACAGCAAGUAUGGUCGUAUCAAACGUCAAGCAGCAGAGGAAGCUGACAAGGAAGUAAUUGGAGAAGUUAAUGUGACGGAAGCAUCUAUUGUCGAGAAAGCUGCCCCAACUGCUGCGCCAUACGUCGGUCCUAUACGACUCAUGGGUCUGAGGAUAGAGGAAUCGGCUAAGGAACCCAAGAUAGUUGAUGGCAUGAUUCCUAGCGUUCUGCGCGAGACCCUGUUCAUGAUGAGACUAUUCGGUGAAGGCUUCACUAGUGACACUGUGAUCGCAUUUACCCAUGUCCCAGAGGAAUAUGGAAAGCCCUGCCAUUUCCUCCUCAGCGGAGAAUACAAGGUAAAAGAGGCGAGCUCUGAUUCCGCGCUUUUCGAAUUAUUAGCUCCCCCUCCGUUAGAGGACUACAAAUUCUAUAUAUGCACAAAAAAUUCGAGCAGCGCGGACUUCGUCCACCAGGGACAGGAGAAAUGGAAGAUUUUGGGGACACACAACAAACUUCUGCCUCUAUGGGCAUCCCUGAUCCUGAUUGUCAUUCUACUGAUGUUGGCAUCCCUGUUUUCUGGUCUGAACCUCGGUCUGAUGGCUCUCGAUAGGACUGAGUUGAAGAUCAUCGCCAAUACCGGAACUGAUAAGGAGAGGAAAUACGCCAGGGCCAUUAUGCCAGUUAGAGCUCAUGGCAACUAUCUUCUAUGCACCAUUUUGUUAAGUAACGUAGCCGUUAAUAGUACGUUCACUGUUAUUUUGGACGACCUGACCUCUGGCCUUGUCGCUGUUAUCGGUUCAACCUUGGCUAUUGUGUUUAUUGCUGAGAUCACACCUCAGGCCAUCUGCGCUAGACACGGUCUGCUGAUAGGUGCGAAGAGUAUUUGGAUCAUGAAGAUCGUUAUGGGCAUCUGCGCUCCCCUGGCUUGGCCCACGAGCAAGCUCCUGGAUUACUUCCUUGGUGAAGAGAUUGGUACGCAUUAUAACAGAGAAAGGUUGAAGGAACUCGUCAAAAUCACCAACCACGUGAACGACCUUGAUAAGGAAGAGGUGAAUAUUAUAUCUGGAGCCCUGGACCUCCGCAAGAAGACCGUCAGGGACGUCAUGACUAAGCUGAAAGACUGCUACAUGCUGCCCAUCAACAGCGUGCUGGACUUUGAGACUAUGACCGAGAUCGUCAAGUCUGGUUACUCCCGUAUCCCGGUAUACGAGGGCUCCCGCACCAACAUCGUGACCGUGCUCUUCAUCAAGGACCUGGCGUUCGUCGACCCUGAUGACAACACUCCUCUGAGAACCCUCUGCCAGUAUUACCAGAACCCCUGCAACUUCGUCUUCGAGGACGCCACGCUGGAUAUCAUGCUGAAGCAGUUCAAAGAAGGCCACAAAGGUCAUAUGGCGUUCGUCCAGCGGAUCGAGGAGGGCGACGGCGACCCGGUGUACGAGACCGUCGGUCUGGUGACGCUCGAGGACGUCAUCGAGGAGAUGAUCCAGGCUGAGAUCGUUGAUGAGAGCGAUGUUAUAAGUGACAAUCGCACCAAGAAGCGCCUCCUCCGCCCCAUGAACAAGCUGCACGACAUCGCAGCGUUCGCCGGCCACCAGCACCAGCGAGUGCACGUCUCCCCACAACUUAUCCUCGCCACCUUCCAGUUUCUCAGCACCAGUGUUGAUCCCUUCCGGGCUGAUAUGAUAUCUGAGAACGUCCUGCGUCGCCUGCUGAAGCAGGACGUCAUCCAACACGUGAAGCUGAGGGGUGAUGAGGAUAAGAACGACCCCAAGAGAUACGUCUUCCAAGAGGGGAAACCGGUGGACUACUUCGUACUGAUCCUCGAGGGGCGAGUGGAGGUGACGGUCGGCCGAGAGAACCUCAUGUUCGAGGCCGGACCCUUCACGUACUUCGGAGUGCAGGCGCUCACGCAGAACGUGGGAGUCGCCGAGUCUCCAGCCCCCUCGACCCUGGGGUCUCUCCAGAACCUGAACAUGGAUUCCAUGUUGGGUCACACCUUCGUCCCGGACUACUCCGUGCGAGCUAUCGCCGAGGUCUACUACUUGACCAUUAAGAGAUCCAUGUAUCUGGCUGCGAAACGCGCGACCCUCAUGGAGAAAGGCGCCCUCAACAAGGGAGGAACCAACGAGCAGAUAGAACCCGAAGUAGACAAGCUUCUGCGCGAAGGUGACGGCCACAAGCUGGAAGAAAUAGUCGAGAACGAAAAAGAAAACUCUAUAGUUAAACAGUUCAACCCUACAUCGGCAAGCCCAUUCACGAAUUCCACCUUCAAGUCAUACGACAAAGGGGAUAAUCCUGAAGAGGAGAAGCUUUUAAAGAAAUGACAAGUCCGAUGACAAUUCAGCGGUGAAAGUUUAAAUUACAACUGAACAUUUUUCCCGUAUUUAAUAAAAGCAUUUUUCUUUAACAUAGCUUUAGGAUAGUAAUAGUUGUGAAGUACUUACUUGUAUGACUAGAGGGACGUUUUUGUGUCUUAGAAUCACAAUUAAUUUAAUAAGUUUAUACAAAUAUUGAAUUUUUACUAAAUAUAUAUAUAUAUUUUACCUUUUUAUCCAUUGUCGUCCAAUUAGUGUGACUAUAUUUUUAUACUGUUGUAUCCUUAGUAUGAGUUUUUAAACUAUCGCAGUUGCGUUCUACGUUAUCAACAACCAGGGAAUCGAUAGUUUUAACUGCGGAACUCAUAGUAAGGACGUUGUAUCCAGUCGUGCCUUAACCACCGGUGCUUUAUACAUUAUAUUAAAUGUUCCCGUGUAUUUCAGACGUAAUAUUAAAGCAAGGAGAUUUUAAAUAAAUGUAUUGUGCAAUGUAA
This is a messenger RNA of Danaus plexippus (monarch butterfly), 3295 nucleotides long. Its product is annotated as unextended protein-like. Gene Ontology annotation, cellular component: plasma membrane. Gene Ontology annotation, biological process: transport; magnesium ion homeostasis. NCBI's taxonomy places the organism in Eukaryota, Metazoa, Arthropoda, Insecta, Lepidoptera, Nymphalidae. Gene Ontology annotation, molecular function: transmembrane transporter activity. The transcript has 14 exons. The record is from RefSeq and is a predicted model, not a curated record. Bases 36 to 2810 code for a protein of 924 amino acids.